UAUAACAUUAUUGAUAAAACUGCUAUUCUAUAAUCCAUGGGUCAGCGUGGGGCAUUCUAAUUGCCCCAGAUAACGGCCAAAAGACUUUUCCCCGAGCCGAUCGACCGAUCUCUGGACUCGGCAUUUUGAAUCCGUACAUACAAAUUACUCCAAAAUCCCUGUCCAUCCAACCUCUAUCACACCACUCGCCAUGUCGCUCACAUUUACUGAAAUCCCUCUUCAAGUUCAGGGAGUAAACCUGAAUCUUUCCACUGUUCACAGCCUGAACUCCAAUCUUACAAUAUUCUUUCUCCAUGGAUUCGGCUCCUGCAAAGAAGACCUGGCCGACAUUCUGAUCGCGCACCCAUCGCUAAGCAACUAUGGGUUUCUUGCCUUCGACGCUCCGGGUUGUGGGCAAUCAUCCAGCGACAACCUCUCCGCCACAGAUAUCCCAUUCCUCGUUGCCACUGCAGAAGCGGUUCUCUCUCAUUUUCAAAUCACCCAAUUCCACCUUAUCGGCCACUCCAUGGGCGGUUUGACCGCGCUUCUUCUGGCCCACCGCCACCCAUCCCGAAUCCUAAGCUUCAUGGACAUCAAAGGCAACCUCGCACCAGAGGACUGCUUCCUGAGCCGACAAAUAUUCAGCUUCCCAUCCGACGACCCGGAAGCCUUCUUAGACGCCUUCAUCGCUCGCACCCGGGAAGCUAAAUCCUUCUCUAGCCCUCUGUACGCAAGCACCUUACGCGCGCGGGUCCGCGCGGGCGCUGUUCGCGCGAUCUUCGAAUCCAUGGUGCGGCUAUCAGAUGAUGAGGAUCUCCUCGGAAUGUUCCUCGGUCUCCCGUGUCCCAAAAUGUUUAUGUUCGGGGAAGAGAACCGCGGGCUGUCGUACCUGGGACGGUUGGAGAAAGAGGGCGUGGAGUUGGCGCAGAUCCCGCAUAGCGGGCAUUUUCCUAUGUAUUCGAACCCGCCGGAGAUGUAUCGUCGACUAGCGGGUUUCUUGGAUAGGAUCUCUUAAAGCGGCUUGUUAUAAUAAAGUUUACAGGUUAGAUGGAAUAGACAUGAAUAGAUAUUUACAGUAAAAUGCACAUACUGUCGGUCUGCUUCUCUCUAGGCCAAUCCGUCG
This is a messenger RNA of Aspergillus melleus, 1102 nucleotides long. RefSeq names its product alpha/beta fold hydrolase. The transcript has a single exon. NCBI's taxonomy places the organism in Eukaryota, Fungi, Ascomycota, Eurotiomycetes, Eurotiales, Aspergillaceae. The record is from RefSeq and is a predicted model, not a curated record. Bases 191 to 994 code for a protein of 267 amino acids.